Helianthus annuus (common sunflower) is the source of this 660-nucleotide messenger RNA. RefSeq names its product zinc finger BED domain-containing protein DAYSLEEPER-like. The record is from RefSeq and is a predicted model, not a curated record. Bases 23 to 487 code for a protein of 154 amino acids. The transcript has 4 exons. Gene Ontology annotation, molecular function: protein dimerization activity. NCBI's taxonomy places the organism in Eukaryota, Viridiplantae, Streptophyta, Magnoliopsida, Asterales, Asteraceae.
UGAUUCUACACAUGCCUAUGGAAUGAGCGCAAGGCUUAAGGAUUUUGAUCAAUUUCAAAGUAAAGAUUUUACAAUUAACAAAAAAUCAGAAUUGCAAAUGUAUUUGGAGGUGUCAAGGGUUGACAGAAGCUGUGAACUUGAUGUGUUGGAUUUUUGGAAAGCCAAUGAGUUUAGAUAUCCCGCGCUUGCGAGAAUGGCAAGAGACUUUUUGACCAUUCUGGUAUCUACUGUCGCAUCGGAGUCUACAUUCAGUGCAAGUGGAAGAGUCCUUAAUGAACAUCGAAGUUCACUUAGCAAAGAUACCGUUGAGGCUCUCAUAUGCACAAAAGAUUGGUUAUUUGGAGAUUAUUGUUCGAACCAAGUUAGUGUAGAUGAGCUCACAGAAGAUAUAAUGUCGCUUGACAUUAGCCGUGAAUCAGAUGCUUCAAAUCCCAUUAACAAUCCUAAGGUAUCCACUCCAAAUGCUUCAAGUAGUGUUGCUUGUUAAAAAUCAGAGAACAUCUCAAGGUUUGAUUGUUUGGAAUUGAAGAUCUUGAGAAAGAAAAGCAUAUGGGAACUUGAAUGUUGAAACUAUUUGGAUGUUAUGAUUAGACUUUUAUGGAUUUCGUUUUAAGUUUGUUAAAACAUUAUGUGUUUAUGCAUUUUUAUGACUUUUGUGAA